Messenger RNA from Myodes glareolus (Bank vole), 1318 nucleotides. The record is from RefSeq and is a predicted model, not a curated record. NCBI's taxonomy places the organism in Eukaryota, Metazoa, Chordata, Mammalia, Rodentia, Cricetidae.
AUGAGCGGCCCCAUCGAGGUGUUGCUAGUGAACAAGGAGGCCUGGAGUUCGACACCUGUGGCGGUGCCUGUACCUCCCCCUGAGGAUCUGCUCCAGAGUCCACCUGCCUUUUCUACUCCUCCACCUCUGCCCAAGCCUGCCUUAGCUCAGCCCCAGGAAACCUCUCGUCCAUGCAGUCCCCAGUUAACCACCCCCGCUCCUGUCCUUGGCAGCACUGAAGUCUCAGAGGUGGCAGGCCAGACAGCAGAGAUUGCAGUGAGUGGUGGCCCUGGAACUGAAAACAAGGACAGUGGUGAGCUCAGCUCACUCCCGCUGGGCCUGACAACAUUGGACACUCGGCCUCUGCAGUCUUCUGCCCUCCUGGACAGCAGCAGCAGCAGCAGCAGCAGCAGCAGCAGUUCAUCUGGACCCAACCCUUCUACCUCCUUUGAGCCCAUCAAGGCAGACCCCACAGGUGUUCUGGAUCUCCCCAAAGAGCUGUCAGAAAUUUUCGACCCCACACGAGAGUGCAUGAGCUCUGAGCUGCUGGAGGAAUUGAUGUCUUCAGAAGUGUUUGCCCCCCUCCUCCGACUUUCUCCACCUCCCGGAGACCACGAUUACAUCUACAACCUGGACGAGAGUGAAGGUGUCUGUGAUCUUUUUGAUGUUCCUGUUCUCAACCUCUGACAUGUCCUGUGCAGCUGCAACCCAGACUGUCUGGGCUGGGAGCCACUUAUGCCCCAACCCCCACCCCGAGCUGAGAGAGCCCCUGACUCUGGGCUUCCUCAGCCUUCCCCAGUUGCUCAGUUCCGGCCAUGCUACCAUGUCUCGCGCUGGCACUUGUGCUGUGCUAGCAGAGCAAGGGAGAGAGCUUAGCCCUCUCUACAUGGAGCCCAAAAUGUUUGCCUUUUCUUUUCUGAAGCCGUCCUCAGCUGGGUACAGCUGCCACCCAGUGGCACAUCUGCUCUGUUCCUAUCAGCCACUCUUCUCCUAAGGAGGAGGGAAAGCGGGUGAAGCUGGGUAGUUGCCAGCUGCCAGCCUAACUUCCUUUCCCACCUGCUCACCCUGCAGCUUCUGAGCCUCUCAUGUGUUUCUUUCUGCUAUGCCCCGAGUCCUGGAACUCGGCCUUGGUGGAGGGGGUUAAUAAGGAAUUGAUGUGUCUAGCUAGGAAUCUGGGUGGGCUGGUCCCUGAAGAGUGGCCCAGUCUCCUUCUACCCCAUACUCCCUCCCUCCCUUCUGUUUAUUCACUUACCCUCAUCUAGAGCCAUUUGCAGAGAUUUAGAAAGAUUUACAGUAACGAAUGGAUUCCUAUAUAAAGAUUAUUUUUAUACUUUUUUCA